Molecule: messenger RNA, 1159 nt
Organism: Nerophis ophidion (straightnose pipefish)
Lineage: Eukaryota; Metazoa; Chordata; Actinopteri; Syngnathiformes; Syngnathidae
Product: transcriptional activator Myb-like
Exons: 8
Biological process (GO): mitotic cell cycle; positive regulation of transcription by RNA polymerase II
Cellular component (GO): nucleus
Molecular function (GO): RNA polymerase II cis-regulatory region sequence-specific DNA binding; DNA-binding transcription factor activity, RNA polymerase II-specific
Source: RefSeq, a predicted model, not a curated record
ACAAGUUAGUCAUUUCAAAGACUAGCAUCAUAGACUAACCUUGAGGAUGUAUAAAAAGCAUUGAUUCCUCAGUUUGUGUCUUUAUUCUUUGUAUCUUGUGAUGAUGAGGAUAUCAUUGUUAACGUUUGCAUUUUAGCACCACUUCACCCAUCUCACCAUGAGCGCCAGAAGCCACAGAUCUUGCACCAAGCGAUGUUGGAGCUGCUCACAAACCAAAGACGUGCGUGGGCGAUUGCCUAGAGUAACAGUGGGAAAGACGGAGUGGAUAAAACGUGAGGAUGAAAGGUCAGAUGUGGACUGGCCACGGGACAAGAGUCCCGAACUCGUAAAAGGUCCGUGGACCCUAGAGGAGGAUGAGAGGGUGGUGGGGUUGGUCCACAAGUUUGGCAUGAAGCAGUGGUCGCUCAUCGCCAAGCACAUGCGCAGCAGGAACGGGAAGCAGUGUCGUGAGCGCUGGCUCAACCAUCUCAACCCCUUGGUGAACAAGAGCCGGUGGACCCCUGAGGAGGACCGCAUCAUUUGCCAGGCCCAACGGCUACUGGGAAACCGCUGGGCCAACAUCUCCAAACUGCUGCCCGGCAGGCCUGAUAAUGCCAUCAAAAACCGCUGGAACUCGACCUUGAAGAGGAAGAUGCAGAAGGAAAGCGGCCGACUCUGCCUGCGUCACCCUGACUCCAGCAACCUUGUUAACACCUCCUCAAGCUCCUCCUCUAGCUCCUCCUCCAGCGGCCCCGCCUCCAGCAUAGCUGACGCCACUGCCACAAAGGAUCAGCUGAUGAGCAGUGAGGUUCUCACCAUGUUGACUGACUGGAGCCCUGCCCACAGCGGCGACCAGAAAGAGAGAGCCACCAUGCUGUCACGCUCAGAGGAUCAGCUGAUGAGCAGCGAGGUGAUCUCCAUGUUUACCGACCGCAGCCCGGCCUACAGCGGCGAGCACAAAGACAGAGCCGCCAUGCUGUCACGCUCAGAGUUCUUCAGUCGAGGGGCCGUGGAAGACGGAAAGAUGGGACCUGUCAGCUCUGCCCCCAAUGAAGAGUUGACAUCACGUGAUGUGUUCAGGACCACGGAGAUGAGAUGGUUUUUGACUUCAGCUCCCAUGAUGGCUAUGCCCUCAAAGACAGACAGCGGCCAUCCGGACGAGGCAAGAGACAAACACCUG